Messenger RNA from Bombina bombina (fire-bellied toad), 1059 nucleotides. Its product is annotated as E3 ubiquitin/ISG15 ligase TRIM25-like. Gene Ontology annotation, molecular function: protein binding. The coding region runs from base 1 to 1059 and encodes 352 amino acids. The transcript has a single exon. The record is from RefSeq and is a predicted model, not a curated record. Lineage: Eukaryota; Metazoa; Chordata; Amphibia; Anura; Bombinatoridae.
AUGUCUUUUCCUAAAGGACACAACUUUAGCUGCUUUAUCUGCAAGAACCUGUACACUGAUCCAGUAAAGCUGAGCUGUGGUCAUAUCUUCUGCUGGUCUUGCAUUGACCAGUUGCUUGAUGUCCAGCAGAAGUCUAAGGUUUAUUUCUGUCCCCAGUGUGGAAAAAACUUCCAGAGGAGACCUAUUCUAUACAGAGGCAAUGAGCUCAGUGCACUGAUACAAGACUUUAGAACUCUGCAGAUUAAAGGGGUUUGUGAAAACCCUAAUAACAAACCAAAACCCAUGAAAAGUGCUGUCCAAUGGGUUGUGGAUGAUGUGACUGAGAGCAAAAAUAGUGAGCUAGCAUCUUCUGGACUCACCACUUCACAGAAUUGUUUUGUGCAUAAGGAGGUUUGUUAUUACUUCUCUGCAGAGGACACCUUUAUUUGCGUUGCCUGCUAUAUGACUGGACAGUUUAGAGACCGAGAGACACCUGUUAAUAUCAAACCUGGAAAGAAGGAUUCAUUGCUGCCAAAUAUACUUAUAGAAUUGGCCACAAAAACCGCUUCAGUGCAGUUUGAUGAACGUACGGCUUCCAAUAAUAUCUUUCUGUUAGAUGACAUGAAAACUGUUAUGUUCUCUGAUGUUCCUCAAGAAAGACCUUUUUUACCAAUGAGAUUUGCUUCAUCACAGAUACUCAGCAUCAAUAGACUUUACUCCGGACAGUACUUUUGGGAAGUGGAGACCAGUAGAGCUGGUGAUUGGAGUGUAGGCUUGGCUUACCCAAGUGUGCCAAGGGCUGGUGAAGAGUCUUAUAUUGGGAAUAACGCAAAAUCCUGGUCUUUGGGGUGGGAUAAUGAAUACUUGUGUGUAUCACACAAUGCAGAAAAUGAGAUUUUGAGCAUAGACUCCCCAGUGCGCAAAAUUGGAAUGUACCUGAACUAUGAAGCAGGGCAGAUCACAUUUUUCCAGAUGACGGACCCAGUCAGACACCUACACACCUUCACUGGAACAUUUACUGAACCUCUCCAUGUUGCCUUUUACAUUUGUGAACAAGGAUGGGCCAGAAUUAGCAACUAA